UGGUGAUUCCAAAAUGUUUUGCAUCCCGUCAGACAGACAGGAAGAAUGUCUGUGCAAGAACGCCCACAGGGUGUCAACCAGAAACCUGUCACAUAAAUCAAACACACACCCAUGGCCAUGACCAACUCACAACAGGCAAAGACAUGAAGUCACUCACAAGGCUGUUCCUCUUCUUUUUAUGCGUGUAUUCAGUGGACACACUGAAAUGUUAUGUGUGCAGCGCCACCAACAACAAUGAGCAGUGUAACCAGAACAGCCAAGACUGCAACCCGCCACUCGACACCUGCAUGGCCACUGUGGACACCAUGAACGAUGUGACGGCCAUCGUGAAGCAGUGUGCCAGCAGAGCGACGUGCCUGGGGGCGCAGGCCGGCGCGUCAGUGGACAACGCCGGCAACGGAAACAAGGUGUACUGCUGUAACUCACGCCUCUGCAACUACAGCGGAGCGGCCGGCCUCAGCCUGUCACGGUGGCUCCUGGUGCUGCCCACGACCGUCUGCCUGCUCAUGGCCAUUCUGAUGCACACGGACUAGGACUAGUUAAUCAUGUCGAAAAGAUCAUGCUGCAAAAGGAUCAUCUCUCACGUAAAUGUCUAUUCUUGGAAUUACUUUUCCAUGACUUCAAACAUUAAAAUAUUUAUUUAAACGCAUUUGCUUAGGAGGCAAAAAUUGGCAAGUCUUUGUUAUGUAUCUUUUUUGAGCGAAUACAUCACAAAUCCAUUCAGGGAGUCUCAGAACUGAUCAUUGUCAGCAUUUACCACUUUGUGUUUAAAUAUAACAGUGUCAACACACUGUUAACAUGUCCUUUGUUUUAUUUUAAUUCAGUUGUAGCCUGCUGCAUCCAUCCGCUUGAAGUGGCUCUUCAACAUAGCCUAUGACAGAUGGCAGAGAACUGUGUACGUUCUUAAUAGACAGGGCUGCUGACAGCUUUGGCAGGGCCCGGGACAAAAAAUAAUCUGAAAGGCCCCCUCACUCAAUACAUGCAGUCUAAUGGGGAGCCAAUUCCUGGGCAUCUCUUUCCUGGGGCCGGGACAGCACAAUUCUAUCUAAGAGCAAAGCUUGGUAUGGUUUUGUAUUAGCAAGAUGGGGAUUUAUUCCAGGUGGUGCAGGAACUGACAGAGUGAGGUCCCAUGAUCUCGAAGCCACACAGCUAAUUGGUUGAACAUGAGUCUAGUCACCACCAACAUGUGACUGUAAUAAAAAUAUAUCUCUAAUAUUUACGGUUUCCUUUUUUUAGUUUAUCUACUGCGCAUGUAUUAUUAUGUUCUGACACUGAUGUAUAUACCUAACCCACAACCCAAUCCUAUGAUACAGUGCAAGUUCAGAAUGUUACUUUCUGAAACUGUAAUGAAUGUAACAAGGACUGUAAAAUAAAGUGUAAUCCAA
This is a messenger RNA of Engraulis encrasicolus (European anchovy), 1385 nucleotides long. RefSeq names its product prostate stem cell antigen-like. Lineage: Eukaryota; Metazoa; Chordata; Actinopteri; Clupeiformes; Engraulidae. The transcript has 3 exons. The record is from RefSeq and is a predicted model, not a curated record. Bases 144 to 533 code for a protein of 129 amino acids.